Penicillium pulvis is the source of this 717-nucleotide messenger RNA. RefSeq names its product translation machinery-associated protein 20. Gene Ontology annotation, biological process: formation of translation preinitiation complex. Lineage: Eukaryota; Fungi; Ascomycota; Eurotiomycetes; Eurotiales; Aspergillaceae. Gene Ontology annotation, molecular function: RNA binding. The record is from RefSeq and is a predicted model, not a curated record. Bases 17 to 562 code for a protein of 181 amino acids. The transcript is spliced from 3 exons.
CAAGAAAAGCACAACCAUGUUCAAGAAAGAAAUCCCGUCGACCAACCGCUCGAAGGUCAAGUCCUCAGUGCAGCGUGGCUUGCGCCAAAAGCUGCUGGAGACUUACCCCGGUUUCGAGCCAUAUAUUGAGGAGAUCAUGCCCAAGAAGGCAUCUUUAGAGGCCGUGAAGCUUCCCGACCGCGUUACCCUCUACACAAUAGACUCCACCCCCCUCUUCUUCCAACCCUUUGACGGCCCUCCAAUUCCCCACCUCAAGCUCGUCCACGCCUUCCCCUCCGCCCUCCCAACCAUCCAAAUCGACCGUGGUGCCAUCCGCUUCGUGCUCUCCGGCGCCGCACUUAUGGCCCCGGGUCUGACAUCCCCCGGUGGCUCUUUGCCUGAUGCCGAGCACGCGCUUGAGGCUGGUGCCAUCGUUGCUGUGAAGGCCGAGGGUAAGGAGGAGGUUUGUCUUGUUGGUGCGCUGAAGAUGGGCACUGAGGAGAUGAAGUCUAAGGGCAAGGGAGUCGUUAUGGAUGAAGGUCAUUAUUUGGGUGAUGGGCUUUGGAAGCUGCAGUUGGAUUAGAUCAAUUAAAGCUGCAUAGUACUGGACUUGGAGAGUCCGAGUCGAUUUCAUGGUGAAUGUGUGGAUGCUACGAUGGUUUAUGACUUUUAGUUUUGAUUUGGGGUGGUUGCAUAUAUACCGGAUAAUGUUUGGCAACUAUUGGCUUUCCCUGUCCA